AUGCACACCAAGAACGCGCACUGUACGUGGUACCCCCGUACAACCAUUGCAAGCCUCCGCCCCUCUAUCGAACGUUCCGAAGUGAGUCUCGACCAUAAAAACAAAGCGGGAUUUGGCGUCUUCGACUACCGGAAAGAGUCAGAUUUUUCAUAUGGCUUUUCUGAGAGCCCGACUUUCGGGAACCAAAUGGUUCCAUCUGAGGGUUCCACCGGCUCGGAAUCGUGGACGAGGGUCCUGGGGGAGUCAAAUUAUGAAACCUUGUUCGUAAUUCCCUUCACCGAUAAGUCGACUUUUUGUUCAGACAGAAGCCCUAAAGGUCCAAGGGAUAGAAGCGGAGGGGGGAAUUUGCCGGGACGAAAACAAGACCAGAACUCGACCAUCCUUUACUACUCAUCCUACUGGAGGCCAGGGAGGGGGGCACGCCAAGGUGCUAUAUCCCAGCCAAAGUUUUAUCAAUUCCAACAAGUUUUGCUUUUGAAUUGGAAAUUUGCUCAAAUUGGAUCCAACGAACGAAACGAAGCGAAGCCGAAGCUGGAAAGAUAG
This is a messenger RNA of Striga asiatica, 543 nucleotides long. Lineage: Eukaryota; Viridiplantae; Streptophyta; Magnoliopsida; Lamiales; Orobanchaceae. The record is from the annotation of a GenBank genome assembly.